Molecule: messenger RNA, 1404 nt
Organism: Eremothecium gossypii ATCC 10895
Lineage: Eukaryota; Fungi; Ascomycota; Saccharomycetes; Saccharomycetales; Saccharomycetaceae
Gene: CDC40
Product: Cdc40p
Exons: 1
Coding region: 1-1404 (467 amino acids)
Biological process (GO): mRNA splicing, via spliceosome
Cellular component (GO): catalytic step 2 spliceosome
Molecular function (GO): protein binding; mRNA binding
Source: RefSeq, marked provisional
AUGGCGCUUGUAAGUGGUUAUUCGUCAAGUUCAGGAGCUGAUUCGGAUGAUGCGGUGGGAGAUUUGACCAGUGGCCAGGUAGCAACGACCCAGCCUACAGGUCAGCAGCUGGGAGGUUCUAUUUUCACGGCUGCGAGCAAAAGACAGUUUGAAGAUACUUCGUUUGCGAUCCUCACAGAUUCUAUUAAGAAGAGACACUACUUUACAAAGGCAGAGUUAAAGUUGCGUCGCAAGCAGCGAAAAGGAACAGGGCCAUGGGGCGCAUGGGAGUCGUCAAAUAGUGAGGGCGAAAGUGAAUUGGCGGGCGUUAUAACGGAGCCGGUUGCAUUACAGGGAGAUGAGCAGGAGAAAGACUCCGUUGCUGAGGAAAGCUCCACAUUCUAUGGCCAGGCAAGUGGUGACUAUCUAGGGAGGGGAAUUUUGCACCCACCAGCAGACGCAUCCGUUGAUUUUGAGAAGGACCCUCUCUCCUUCCAGUGCUAUUUACCAAAACGUAUUCUUCAUGUCUACGAUGGCCACGACAGGGGUACAACAGCGUUAGAGUUUCUGCGGAAAACCGGUCAUUUAUUUCUUUCAGGUGGCAAUGAUGGGGUGUUGAAGAUAUGGGAUAUGUAUCAUGAGCGGCUUUUGCUACGGGAUUAUUGUGGACAUCGUAAAGCAAUAUCGGCCACUAGCUUCUCACAUGACAACGUUCAGUUUGCGAGCAGCAGUUACGAUAAGACAGUCAAAAUAUGGGAUACCGAAACUGGUGAUAUAAUCAAUAGAUUAUCAUUUAAAGCUACUCCAAAUUGCAUGACUUUUCACCCCCAGAAUAAAGAGCAAUUGCUGGUGGGGUUUUCCGAUUCAAAAAUUAGACACUUUGAUUUACGCGUAGACAAGAAGGAUGGUGUGAUACAGAUCUAUGAUCACCACCUAGCAGCAAUUAAUGCGCUAAGAUACUUUCCUGACGGGUCGAAAUUCAUUUCAUCAUCGGAUGAUAAGUCUAUACGAAUUUGGGAGAACCAAAUUAACAUUCCUAUUAAACAAAUUAGUGACACAGACCAAUAUCCUGCUCCCUGGAUCCAGUUGCAUCCUGAACACAACCAAUUUGCUGCACAGAGCAUGGACAACUCUAUUUAUGUUUAUUCAAUGAAACCCAAGUAUAAACGGCAUCCGAGGAAGGCGUUUAGGGGCCAUAAGUCUGCCGGGUACAAUUCUAUGUUUGAUAUUGCACCCGAUGGACGGUAUGUGGCAGCCGGCGACACCUCAGGGCGACUAUUCAUUUGGGAUUGGAAAACUACUAAAAUACUUCGACAGCUAGAAACAACAAAAGGGGAAACCCUUAAACAGGUUGCAUGGAGUCCACAAGAAACAAGUAAAAUCAUUUGCAGCGGCAAGAGUGGGAAGAUAUUCCUCUUCGAUUAA